GGUCGCUGAGGACUCAGGGAGGCGGCCUGCGGCAGCGGGUGGUUCACCGGGCCGGGGGGUGCGCGCGUUUCUGAGCCCGGUGGGGAGAGUAAUCCCACGCCUGCAAGACACGGCUUUGCUGCUUGUCUACUUUUUGGAAGACUCAAUCUGUUUGUCAAGCAGGCUGACCCUUCUCUGUGGCUUUACUGACGCCGGGUAGCAAAAACUAGUUGCAGGCUUCCGUACCGCUUGGGAUGUGUAACUGAGCAUGCUGCUUCAACACAAAAGAUGAACCUUAAGGCCUUUUCAGACACAGAGCGCUCAACCCAGCUGCUGCAGGAGAGAGAGAUCUGUGCCACCAUGGCUAGAAGAGGGAUUUAACUCUUGCAAAAAGAAGAAGUGAGUGGUAGCCCAGGAAGUGGCAGUUGUCCUGCAUUGGCUCCUCCCAGGUAACUUCAAAUAGGCAUUGCCAAUGGAUGAGCUGGUGCACGACUUGGCCUCAGCUUUAGAGCAGACUUCAGAGCAAAACAAACUGGAUGAGCUAUGGGAAGAGAUGGCCCUGAGCCCACGGCAGCAGCGGCGUCAGCUUCGCAAGAGACGGGGUCGUAAACGGCGCUCAGACUUCACACAUCAGGCAGAACAUGCCUGCUGCUACAGCGAGGCCUCAGAGUCGAGCUUGGACGAAGCUGUCAAGGAUUGCCGUGAGGUGCUGACAGCUAAUUUCAGUGACUCUGAUGACAUGGCAGUGGUCAAACGACAUCCAGCUCUUAGUGCCACCCUGAGGAGCAAGCAACACUUGUGGCAUGAGUCAGACUCCUUUACAGAGAAUGCACCCUGUCGACCUCUCAGGCGCCGACGGAAAGUCAAACGUGUGACAUCAGAGGUGGCUGCCAGUCUCCAGCAAAAGCUCAGGGUGUCAGAGUGGAACUAUGAGAGGGGCUGCAGGUUCAAGUCAGCCAAGAAACAGCGUCUUUCACGCUGGAAAGAAAAUGCCCCUUGGACAUCAUCCAGCCAUGGCCUGUGUGAAUCAGGAGAGAACAGGCCCUUCCUCAGCAGCGGGGGAAGGAAGGAGCGGAUGGAGUGUGAAGCUGAUGAUCAAAAGCAGGCCUCAGAUGAAAACAUGUCAGAAUGUGAAACCAGCAGUGUUUGCAGCAGCAGUGAUACUGGCCUGUUCACCAAUGACGAAGGCCGCCAAGGAGAUGAUGAGCAAAGUGAUUGGUUUUAUGAAGGAGAAUGUGUUCCAGGAUUCACUGUCCCCAACCUUCUUCCCAAGUGGGGAGCUGAUCACCGAACUGAAGUGGAGAGGAUUGACUCAGGCCUGGACAAGCUCUCUGUUUCCACCUUCCUUUUGCCCUCACGGCCAGCUCAGAGAGGAUUUCAUGCUCGCCUAAAUCGCCUUCCAGGAGCUGCUGCCCGUUGUCUCCGUAAAGGUCGGAGGAGGCUGGUUAGCAAGGAGACCUCCAUGAGCACUCUGGGCACCGAGAGGCUGGGUCAUAUUGUUAAUGAUCCACGCCAGAAAGAUUUUUGGUUACCAUCCAUGGGGAAGAGAGAUCGCAACCAGUUCAAUCCAUUAUCUCCUCUGUACUCUCUGGAUGUGCUUGCUGAUGCUUCCCACCGAAGAUGCUCACCAGCACACUGCACUGCCAGGCAAGCAAAUGUGCACCUGGGACCUCCAUGUUCAAGGGACAUCAAGAGGAAACGAAAGCCAGCUGCAGCCUCCAUGUCUAGCCCAACAUCAGCAACUUUACCUGUCCACAUGGAUGCAGCAGAAUCAGAGCUACCAGCAACACCAUCCUUGAGAUCCCAGAACUCUGAGUGGACUGGGAAAGCACCAGCAGCUGAGAAAUCUACUAUUGCUGCCUCCAGUAACUUUUUUAAAAUGCCACCAGAGAAGAGCCCUGGAUACAGCUAAAAGGAAGCAUUGCAACUCCGAAAGCUUGUUGGAUUUUGGAAGUGUUUGAUUCUGGUGUUUGUCUGCACCAAACAUCUUGUUUGGCAGUAGGGCUAUCUCCAGUAUUGGUGCGUGAUGCCUGCCAUCACCUAGGCUGGUCUGUGUGCCUCACACACCUAAGUCAUGUUUGUGUAUCUAUGCUUAAGAAAAGGUAAUGAGUGUUGGGACUGCAGUGGCUUUUAGAAAUUUUCCUGCUAUCACUGUAUUUAUUAUGAAUUCAUCUCUUUCCCUGAUUACAGCUCAUAUGUAAUGGGUCAUGUACAGGUUCUUCUGGGUUUUCAGAUCUUUUUUCACCCCUGGACAUGUUGCUUGCUUGUGUAUUUGGCAUUUUCAGGGUGAAAGUCCCACUGCUAUUCAGGGAGGCAGGAGUCUCCCUUUGCUUGCUUCCAGGCCAAAGGGAUUUCUUGGGUGGGGAAUGAGGAGGGAAUACUAACACAUUGAAACAUGGAACCUGAAUCCUGUAUUAGCAGAAUGUUUUCUGGCCAUGUGCUAAUGGACUCAAAUCACGUUGCUUCUGGCAAAGCAAAUAUGAUGCUUGUCCACGUAGAAAUUGCCAUUAGCUCACUGGCAGCAUUGUCCAUUAGACCUUUUCCUUCUCCCUUGUUAUGGAUGUCUUCAGUCUUUUUUGUGUAUUGCAUGUUCAUUCCUAAAGCUCCUACUGGAUAAGGAUUUGGGAGAACUACUUGGACAUAAAUAUGCAAGCUGGUGU
Molecule: messenger RNA, 2639 nt
Organism: Ficedula albicollis (Collared flycatcher)
Lineage: Eukaryota; Metazoa; Chordata; Aves; Passeriformes; Muscicapidae
Gene: GPATCH2L
Product: G-patch domain containing 2 like
Exons: 11
Coding region: 452-1891 (479 amino acids)
Source: RefSeq, a predicted model, not a curated record